Naegleria gruberi is the source of this 1800-nucleotide messenger RNA. RefSeq lists its product as uncharacterized. Bases 1 to 1800 code for a protein of 599 amino acids. Gene Ontology annotation, molecular function: zinc ion binding; nucleic acid binding. Lineage: Eukaryota; Heterolobosea; Eutetramitea; Acrasida; Naegleriidae. The record is from RefSeq and is a predicted model, not a curated record. The transcript has a single exon.
AUGCCAUUCACAUGUAAUACAUGCAAUUACUCAACAAACUCCUCUUCAGAAUAUAGAGAACAUCUCAAAAGUUCUGAACAUAUCAGGAAAACUGAGGCUAAACAGAAACCAACAAGUCAAACUAUACAGCCUCCACCAACAACAACGAAUGCAUCAUUAUCUUUUAUUCAACAUAGUAAUAACAUACCCAUAUCAUCUUUAAAUAUUAAGAAUUCUGAACCUAUUAAGCAUUUAAAUAUUCAAAAACAUCCAACAAACCUUCCUCUAAACGAUCAAAUAAUUUCAAAACCAUUUCCGACUGCAAGCAAUAACAACAAUACAAAUCCUCAUCAAUAUACAAAUAGUAAUACUCAAUUAGGAUAUUCAAAUAUUCCAACUAGUAGUAAUAUUCAUUAUACACCUUUUUAUCCAACACAGAAUUAUCAUCCAGAAACAAAGCCUGUAUAUACUGAUAGUAGGAACUAUUUGAUGGGUGGAAAUACAAGGAUUCAAGAACCUUAUCAUCAUCAUCAAUCCCAUCAAUAUUAUCCUAAUGAUAGUCGAACAAAUUAUUCAAACUCUACACAUUCUACUCAUUCUACACAUUCUACAAAUUCUACAAAUUCUUAUAGUAGUCAAGAGGAUGAUCUUAUCAGUAAUUUUAAUGGUUUAAAUUUGAGUAAUAAUCCAUCAGUCUCUCAACAUUUGAAUAAUUGGUAUUGUAGCCUUUGUUCUAUUAGUUGCAAUAGUAAAGAGAAAUAUGAUGAACACGUAAGAGGAUCUAAACAUCAAAAAAAGCAGAAAACAUUCUAUCAAGAAUCAGCUUUUACACCGUAUAGCUCUUCUAAUCCAAUUCAAAAUCCAAUUCAGAGCAGUACUAGCCCUGAAGAACUACAGAGAGAACACACUCCACCUUUUUCCAAUCCACAAAUUCCUGGAAUUCAAAAUAAUUAUCCCCCUAAGGCUCAACCACCUACUAUUCCUGAAGCAUUUAGAAUUCAUGCUAAAUAUUAUUCUAAGACUGUUGUUGGAACAUUGGAAAUUUACUCUUGCACUUUGUGUAAUGUGGAUUGUAAUGGACCUGAUGUUUUAUUAACUCAUUUCAAUGGAAAACAGCAUUUGAAAAAUGUUAAUAGAGAACAAAUUAAUGCUCAAUAUACAUCACCACCACCAACAAUAUCUUCAUAUUCCACAUAUACAUCACCACCACCCUCACAUCCAUCAUCAUCAGUACCUAGUGAGAAUUAUUCUAAAGGUACUUCUCCUCCUUUUGUUGACAAUGUUGAACAACCAUCAAUUCAACAAUUAAUUUCAGAGGGAGUUGUUACUAUACAAAGGAUUGGAAAACAGGAUGGUUAUAUUUGUACUGCUUGUGAUAUGUUUUGUAAUAGCGUGGAUGCUCUUCAAGAUCAUAUUAAGGGAAGAAAACAUAUUAAAUCCUAUGCAUCAUUUCUAGCUAAGAAUUUGGUUCAGCAACCUCAAACAAACCAGUUUAUUCCUAUUAAUCCUACAAUUUCUGAUGAGCCUGAGUUUGACGAAAGUAGGUCCGUUCAAAUAUUGGAAUAUUUUUGGAGUCAAACAUUUGGACAAAAUAUGAAACCUACAUAUAUUGAAACAUGCUACGGUCCAUCACAUAUUACAAGUUUUCGUUGUGAAAUUGAUCUGUCUGCUUUAAAACUUACUAAUCAAAUUGGAGAUGGAAAAACAAAAAAGGAAGCAAAAAAAAAUGCUUGUACAAAAUCAUGCAUUUCACUAGACCAAAUAGGGGCUCUCAAAAAAGCUAUACCUCCUUACCUUUACAAUCCUUUGUCAAAAAAAUAG